ACCACCAAUCUCUCAGCCCCCACAAUCUCACCUACUCCGGCCAUCUCUCCGGCGACCACCGCGGCACCACCCUUCCUCCCGACUCCAGCGAUGGCGACAGCGGCAGCCGGCGGCGGGAGGGGCAAGCCGAAGGGCAGCAAGUCGGUGUCGCGGUCGGUGAAGGCGGGCCUGCAGUUCCCCGUCGGCCGCGUCGCCCGGCACCUCAAGGUCGGCCGCUACGCGAAGCGCGUGGGCGCGGGCGCCCCCGUCUACCUCUGCGCCGUCCUCGAGUACCUCGCCGCCGAGGCCCUGGAGCUGGCCGGCAACGCGGCGCGCGACAACAAGAAGACCCGGAUCUCGCCGCGCCACAUCCAGCUCGCCGUCCGCAACGACGAGGAGCUCAGCCGGCUGCUCGGCGGCGUCACCAUCGCCGCCGGCGGCGUCCUGCCCAACAUCCACUCCGUGCUCCUCCCCAAGAAGGCCGGCAAGGGCGCCGGCACCGGCGGGUCCGCUUCGCAGUCCCAGGAGUUCUAGAGUACCAGAGAUCUGAGUAUGGCGUGGUGAUGGUUUUAGGUUGGUAGAUUAGUUCUUGGCCAAUGUUCUUGUUGGUACAUGUAUCGAGGGUGGAUCUGGUUGGAAUGGAAUGCAUCUGGUUCUGCUGUCUGUGAUUUGUCCAUGGUAAUCUGAAUGAAACGGAUUUUGCUUUGCUCUGACAGUAA
Molecule: messenger RNA, 698 nt
Organism: Aegilops tauschii subsp. strangulata
Lineage: Eukaryota; Viridiplantae; Streptophyta; Magnoliopsida; Poales; Poaceae
Product: histone H2AX
Cellular component (GO): nucleosome
Molecular function (GO): structural constituent of chromatin; protein heterodimerization activity; DNA binding
Source: RefSeq, a predicted model, not a curated record